Rotaria sordida is the source of this 1551-nucleotide messenger RNA. NCBI's taxonomy places the organism in Eukaryota, Metazoa, Rotifera, Eurotatoria, Philodinida, Philodinidae. The record is from the annotation of a GenBank genome assembly.
AUGGUAACUAAUAAUGAUGAAAUAUGCGAAGGUUUGUAUAAUACUGAUUCAUGGGAUCUAUUUGAUUGUCAUUUGGGAUCUUAUGUUAUAUCUCUAUUACAAUUACGUUAUGUUAGUUCAAAAACUUCAAUUCUUGGACGAGCAUUACGUCAUGGUAUUGUUGAUUUACUUGAUCAUAUAACAAAAAACAUUAAUCAACAUAUAGAAAAUAAUACAACUACUAUUGGUACUGAACAUCGUUUAUAUCAUUCACGUAAUUAUACAUUAAAUAUACAAGAAGAUAAUAUUCCAUAUUCUAUAAUAAAUAAUAAUGAUAAUAAAUUUAAUAUUGAAAUAAGUUCAUUAGCACCAACUGUUUUUUAUCAAUUACGUGAAAAUAUUGGUAUAUCAAAUGAAAAUUUUCGUCAAUCAUUUUUUCAAAAUAAUUUAAAAGAUUUUACAAAUCCUGGUAAAAGUGGUUCAUUAAUGUAUAAAACAUAUGAUGAUUUAUUUAUUCUUAAAACUUUACGUGAUUAUGAAGCACGUUUAUUAAUACAAAUUUUAUCUGGUUAUCAUUUACAAUUAACACAACGUGUAACAAUAUUUAAUCGUUAUAUUGGAUUAUAUUGUAUACGUUUACAAGGAUCAGUAUCAACUAUUAAUAUUUUUAUUGUUAUUAUGCUUAAUACAUUUACACCAUCAUUAAAAAUUAAUGAAAUAUAUGAUUUAAAAGGUUCAAAAAUUAAUAGAAACUCUAUGGGAACUUUAUCUUUGGAAAAAUUUUAUCAUUUAAAAGAUAUGGAUUUUAGAGAUUUAUAUCCAUUUGGUAUACGUAUACCAACAAAUAUAUAUUCUAAAUUAAAAAUUAUUAUAGAUAAUAAUACAAAAGUUUUAAAAAAACUUAAUAUAAUAGAUUAUUCAUUAAUUCUUGGUAUAAGACAUUUAGAUAUGUCAGAAGAUGAAAUGAUAUAUCGUCUACCAACAGGAGGAAUUUCAGCUCUUCUUCAUUUGAAUGAUAGACUUGGAUUAAUGUCCAUGGAAAAAUUUUUACCCAAUAUUCAAUCAUCAAAUUUAACAAAUAAUUUAACAUCUUUAUCAUAUUCAUAUUUAAAACCAUUAGAAAUGAUUCAAGAAAAAAUUGAUAUGAAUUUAUAUUAUAAUAAUGAUUCUAUUGCUCAUGCAACUUUACCUAUACCUGGUAUUAUAAAUAAAACUAAUCAACGUGUUUAUAUAUAUUUAACUCUUAUUGAUAUGCUUCAAACAUUUGAUAGUUGUAAAUUACUUGAUCAUACAUUUCGAAAACUUACUAAUCAUAGUAAACAUCUUGAAUAUUCUGUUAUUGAUCCAGAAGCUUAUGCAAAACGAAUGAAUCAAUUUUUAUUUGAACAUGUUUUUAUUGAUGCUAAAGAUGAUUUUCCAUGGACUAUAACUAGUGUUAGUAAACCUGUUGCUGAUCUUAAUAAUAAAAGUAUGAAAAAGAAAAAAUCCAAUCAACAAACAACUUCUCUUCCUACACGACGUCAUUCACUUGAUCGUCAAAUUUCAAAUACUAUUGUGGAAUUUCGUUUAUGA